GAUGAACUAACGAUUAACAGAUACGAAUACGUCAAAAACUUCGAGCAACCCGACCACCUCAUCCCCAACACCUGGAUCGUAGUCCGCAUCGACGGCCGUGGUUUCCAUAAGUACUUUAAGCCUCAAAUCCCCCAGGGUGGCGAAAAAUAGGUUCACGUUUGAUGCGAUGUUGAUUCGGGAUGUAGGUUUUCAGCAAAAUACAACUUCAAAAAACCAAAUGAUCGUCGAGCACUAGAUCUCAUGAACGCAGCUGCCAAGGCAGUCUUGGUGGAUCUAUCAGAUAUCAUCAUUGGGUAUGGGAUCAGCGAUGAGUAUAGGUAUCUUCCUCCCUGUUUUCUUCCGUUCCGUAUCUCUCUAACCCAUCCUACUAUUACUGAUCCGCCCAGUUUCGUAUUCCACAAAUCCUGUGCAUUAUUUGAACGGAGAGCAAGGUAUGUUACCCCUCCAAUUACCCCGCCAUUCAAGCUCAGAUGGAUGUUAAGAGGAAAAUACUUAGUAAACUUGUGACAACCAUUGUUUCUACCUUCACAGCACAUUACAUUCAUCAAUGGGGGAACUUCUUCCCGGAUCAGCCCCUGACGGUUCCCUUACCGGGGUUUGAUGGGAGGGCUGUGGUGUAUCCUUCGGUGAAGAAUUUGAGAGAUUAUAUGAGUUGGAGACAGGUCGAUUGUGAGUCACCCUUCUCUCCUGAUACUCUGAAAGUUAUGUCGGAAUUGAAAAAGGGACUAAUUCGUAAAAGGCCAUAUAAAUAAUCUUUACAAUACGACCUUUUGGGCCUUAAUCCAGCAGGGUGGGUUAGAUGCUAAGGAUGCGGAGAAGGAGCUUGCUGUAAGUUUUGAUGUCAAACGAUGAUCUGUGGGUUUCUACUGAUAUAAUGCGGCUAGGGCUCUUUGGCUGCGGACAAGAAUGAGAUUUUGUGGAAGAGGUUUAAGAUUAACUAUAAUAAUGAGCCUGAAAUCUACAAGAAAGGAAGUGUGGUUCUUCGAGAUGUAUGAUUCAUCCCUCGUAUCUUUUCUGGUUCACCCCAUUGCUAACAAUACCAGUACGAACUCGUGGAACCAGGUGCAGCCCCCGAAAUUCAGGAAGAGGCUCUCGCAAAAGGAGCAGAACAAGUCGCACUAUCCAAGACCCAAGAGGAAAAGGAUCGAAAGAGAAGGGCCAAGGCAAGAAUUGCAGUGCAACAUGUGGAUAUCAUCAAGGAUGAAUUCUGGCAGCGUAGACCUUGGCUACUAUCAAACAAGCCAGGAAAGAUACCAAAGGAACCAUGAGAUGGAAUUGAUUCUAAUUCUCUCUCUCCAUCAGCGAACGCUUCAUUCUCAGCAAGCAAGCAAAAUAUGUUAACAGGAUCUAUGUGAUCUAUUCCUCAACGCCAUGCCCAAAACCACGAAAAUCUAACAUGAGUGCGCUUGUGUAUUAUGAGUCCUUCCGACGCUUCUUCUUCUUCGCUUUUUCGGACAGGGUGAUGUAGUUCUUUUCAGCUUCUUUGGCUAGUUUUUUCAGUCGUCUUCGUUCUUUGCGCUCUUCUUUCGUUUCGGUUUUCGCUGUGGAUUCUUUAACUUCGUCCUCGGAUUUCGAGAUCCUUUGAGCCUUCUUUUUUACUUUCUCCUGCUUAGCAGCCG
Molecule: messenger RNA, 1619 nt
Organism: Hymenoscyphus albidus
Lineage: Eukaryota; Fungi; Ascomycota; Leotiomycetes; Helotiales; Helotiaceae
Source: the annotation of a GenBank genome assembly